AACUUUUUACGUUCCAUUUGUAGUACCAAUAGGCAAUGUAAUUCAAGUUCAUUUGACUGCAUUCAGGUUGCUAAUAUGGCAGAACGUUUUUGUUUGAGAUUGAAUACUGUUGUUUAGCAAUUAUAUUUUAAUUUAGGUUAUGGCGAACCUGAACUUCCAACAACCUCCAAGGAGUAUAGCAAGUCAGAACCUCAGGGGGGGAGGGUUCAGCACAAGUUCUCUCUCAGGCCAUGUUACGCCCACGUCAGGCAUGUUCCCGGGCUCUGCGGGCCUCACAAGUUCCUUCACACCUCAGCAGUUGUCCCCAAACAGGAAUCUUCAAAUGGGCAACCGUUUGUUUAGCAGUGGACAGAGAGCAUUUCCAGAUAGGCGGUCCAUACCAGGUCUUGGAGUCAGUAAUUCAAAUCCGGUUGGCAGCAUGCCCAGUUUUGGAAUACCCCAGGGUCGCUACGGGUCACAGGGAACUAUCAGCAACUUCCACACAGUGUUUGGUGUUGGAGGAGGUGGGGAGACAAGUACGCCACCACUUCUCGACUUGUCGGAGUUUCCAUCUCUCACGAACAGAGCGGGCCAGGGUGAUUCGAUGCCACAGCCAAGUCCGAUGCCAGGGAAGCAGCCCUAUGUUGGGAUGGUGAAGCAGCCAACAGCAGAAGCCAGUGAGUUUACAAUGAGCUCAGAGGACUUCCCUGCACUGCCUGGGACUCAGAGCACUGACGGACCCUCUCCAGGUGGGAGUGUGUCGGGGGACAAAGGCAUUUCAGGAGGAGUAGGCCCAGAACUGGGCAGCCAAGAGUCUACACCUACCAGCAGAGCACCUGGCGCUGAGAAGUCACAGGCAGCUAAAAGGGGCAUUCAGACCUCUCCUGAUGGGAAAGUGACGCACAUCCCGGCAAGCAUGGUAAAGGAUCAGUUUGGUAUGGUGGGGUUGCUUACAUUCAUCCGAGCGGCAGAAACAGACCCAAACCUUGUUUCACUGGCACUGGGACAGGAUCUCACGGCACUUGGUCUCAACCUCAACUCUCCAGAGAACUUGUACCCAAACUUUGGUGGUCCUUGGGCAGAAACACCUUGUCGUCCCCAGGACAUCGACUUUCACGUGCCACCUGAGUACCUCAUCAAUGCAACAAUCAGGGAGAAGCUAGCGCCUGUGAAGCUGAAUCGGUAUAAGGAUGACCUGUUGUUCUACAUGUUCUAUACCAAUGUGGGGGAUGUUUUGCAGUUAGCAGCUGCGGCAGAGCUGUAUAGCCGGGAAUGGCGAUACCAUACGGAGGAGAAGGUGUGGAUUACCCAGGCUCCCGGUUUGGGCGCUGUUGAGAAAACUUCUACUUAUGAGCGAGGAACGUACUAUUUCUUUGAUGCCCAGAAUUGGCGCAAGGUGGCGAAAGAGUUCCAUCUUGACUACAAUAAGCUUGAAGGACGGCCACAGCUCCCAUCCAUCCUGCCUCCACAGCCUGUAUGACUGCUGCAACCAGUGCCACUGCAAUGAGGGACUGCUUCUAUGGCAUGUCUCUGUUCUCACCAAGGCUGAGUGACAACUGUGGUGUCAGAAUCUUGUUUGUGCAAUGACUUCUGACUGUAUGUAUGUGUGUUGGUAAUGCUGUUUGUUGGCAGCUUGGAACAGUUGAUUUGUGAUGCUGCCUUCAAGACUUUUGUGACUUGGCACCACUGACACUCUUGUUGGAGGAAACGGAACUGUGUCCUGGAUUCUGCCCCUAUUUUGGACUGCCUCUAUUAUUAUUUUUGAUUGUUUAAGUUGGUGUUACUGGUUGGACUGAACUUGCUAGUCCUUCAAACUCAUUCCUCGGCGAGCGGGUGGACUUAUUUUACACUGAGGCUCGGAGAAGGGUUUUAUUUUUAAUGUUUCUCUUCUGAUAUUUUUUUGUACUUUUUUGUUUUAAGAUCUGUAUGUAGGAGAGCUGAGUUUGUUCUUCUGCCAUUGUAUAAAAGAAAAAUCUUUAAUUAAAAGCAAAAAGUUCAAGAUUGAUAA
This is a messenger RNA of Zootermopsis nevadensis, 1987 nucleotides long. It is a transcript of the gene Rga, whose product is annotated as CCR4-NOT transcription complex subunit regena. Gene Ontology annotation, cellular component: CCR4-NOT core complex. NCBI's taxonomy places the organism in Eukaryota, Metazoa, Arthropoda, Insecta, Blattodea, Termopsidae. The record is from RefSeq and is a predicted model, not a curated record. Gene Ontology annotation, biological process: regulation of DNA-templated transcription.